UCUUGCUCGAACGAACUGAGGGACUGUAUUCAGUUUCUCAGACUUUGAGAAUCGAGAUAAGUUAUUUCGGUUAAACCAGUCGCGAGCGUAAAAUUUCAUCAAUCAAGAUGGUUUUUAUUUUGCAUACUAUUUAAUUUGAAUUUGACAUGCACACGUAUUGUUUUCGCCGCAGACGCUUAGAGGAAUCAACUUGUCUCCAACAUGCAAGCAAUGAACAUUUCUGAUGCAUCACAACCCUGCCUCGACUCAACUCUAUCCUUGGAGCUGGCUAGCUUCAAGUUAUCGUCAACAUUGCAUGGUUUUCUCCUUGCCAUCUGCAUUACAAAUGGACUGUUGUCGGUUUUAGCUACCGUCGGGAACGCUCUUGUGUUAAUAAUCAUCCUCAAGUUCCCAUCUCUUCGGACUCUCUCCAACAUACUUAUAUUCUCACUUGCUCUUAUAGACGUGUUAGUUGGUGUGGUUGUGCAACCCUCCUUCGUAGUGUACAUCGCUGGCAAAAUCAACCUUGAGUUUUACUGCGGAGCGCUUCUUGCGUACUUAUACACCGAAAUAUUUUGCGUGGGACUUUCCUUGAUCACAUUGAGUCUAAUAGCCUGUGAGAGGUUCUUCGCCAUAGUUUACCCUUUCAAGUACAUCAACUACAUGACGAAACCUCGAUUGAUAACCAUUGUGGUUGCAGUUUGGGCAGUGUGGUUUUUAUUCAAUGUUAUUUGCAGAACUUUGAGAGUGAAAAAUGACGAAUUUUUCUCUCCCAUUGCCUCAGCUGUUAUUGGCUUCAGUCUGAUUUUGAACAUAGCUUUGUACUUUAAAAUAUUCAAAAUAAUAAGGCGACAUGAGAGACAAAUUAACGCACAGAACCUAGUGAACAGAGCGAUUCGCGCGCGCGACUCGCGCAAAGAUGACACCGGCAAUAGCUCUGCACAGGAGUCAACCUUGAGCUCAAGGGAAACGCAUAUGGCUCGAACUGUGGCAUAUAUUACAGGCGUGCUUGUUCUUUGUUAUUUACUUCUCAUGGUCACGUCGUUCGCCGACAUGCUGAUCGAAGACGAUGCACUUUUUGAUCAUUUGUUAUACCCUUUGGCGGAGACAAUCACGUUUUUUAAUUCUUCUCUCAACCCGUUUCUAUAUUGCUGGCGUUGUCGAGACCUCAGGGAGAAAAUUUGGCUGGUCUUAAAAGGGUCAAAAUACUCAACUAGCAGCAAACACAGCAGUCGACGAAGUGUUGAACAAAAACAAUCUACAGAGAGAGAGACUUCCACAAGGAGAGAGGAGCGUGUCUGAAAAAUCAUCAGCGAAGAUGCACUUGAGGAGGGGAGCGUGUCUGAAAAUCAUCAGCGAAGACGCACUUGAGGAGGGGAGCGUGUCUGAAAAAUCAUCAGCAAAGACGCACUUGAGGAGGGGAGCGUGUCUGGAAAUCAUCAGCGAAGACGCACUUGAGGAGGGGAGCGUGUCUGAAAAAUCAUUAACGAAGAUGCACUUGCAUUGGAAAGCCUUGGAAUGGUGGUGUUUUGCAAACGGUUUUAAACUUGAACUAAUCAAUGCAACAACUUCACUUUCCCUAUAGUACGUAGAGGUAAACCGAAUUCACAACGUCAAUUGUUAAGUACACAUAGCUUGAAUUCACUUUCAAUGGGGUGAAAAAUGAUUGACUGGAGAAAGAUUCGAGGAACGUACGACAAGUUAUAUAAAUGAUUAGGUGAAUUCAGCGUUGCAAUUUUCACACAUAUUUCAAAGUCUUCAAAAGCCGUCGAAAUAUCACUAUUAGACUUUCGAUGAUUGCGUUUUCCUUUCAGGUGGAAUAUGUAUGGAUGGCAUGUACAUGUAAGGUCGCUGUUUAUAUUUUUCUCCAUCUUACCCACUGCGAUAUACCAUAAUUAUUCUCCAUUGAUAUAUAAUACUACUGCAAAAUUUAAUGACAAAAAUAUUAUGACUAGAGAUAGUCGUAACUUAAACUUAACCAUACGUCCUAGAAAUGAAAUGUAUAUGGCCAAUCAAGGCCGAGGGUAAUUCUCUUACAUCAGAAUUAAGGCUCUACUUCCAGGAAUCUUAAAGUGAAUUGUAGAAGUAAACAGGUAAUAGGUGAUAAAGAU
Orbicella faveolata is the source of this 2090-nucleotide messenger RNA. Its product is annotated as beta-2 adrenergic receptor-like. The record is from RefSeq and is a predicted model, not a curated record. NCBI's taxonomy places the organism in Eukaryota, Metazoa, Cnidaria, Anthozoa, Scleractinia, Merulinidae.